GCCUCGUGUUUGCUUCCCCUUCCGCGUCGCUCGCAGUGAGGGCUGGCUUCUGCCCAAAUCUUGACAUAGUCCAGAGCAUCGCGUCCAGUGCAUCGCUUUCUCGUCUGUGGAGCACCAACGCGCGCCGAUUUCUGCUAGACACUGCUUGUCUGAUAGACUGGUGCACUGUCCGGGUCUUUUUGAUUAUAGAUUCUUUCCUCGCCACGUCGACAUCAGCCAUGGAUUCGGUCUCUGCUUCUGCCGAGUCACAAAAACGCAAACGCGGUAGACCUCCUUUGAACAGGCCUUCCGCUGAAGCCUCGCCGUCGGCCGAGCAGGCUACGCCUGCUGACACAGCUGAACAGGCGCAUGGGGACGAGGCAGAAGAAGUUGAGGCGAAAGUGGACAACAAUGUUGCAGAUGACGACGACGACGAUGAGGACGAGGACGACAACUCUGACGACGAGGCAGCCCACGAGAACGAGGACGCGGCUUCCGCAGCCGCGCGGCGACAUUCGGAUCGGAUAUCAAGGAAGAAGUUUGAUGAAGCAUCUACCGCCGAGGCGACUGCUGCGUCCGCGACCGGCGAUGGAGCCGCUGCUGGUGACGACAAGAGAAUCAAACGUGGACGACCUCCGACAGUGGAUAAGCCACACGAGAGCAGAAUCAAGACUAUUAUGAGAUUGCUCAGAAAGGCAAAACUUGGUGAUCGACUUCUCUAUCUGCCCUUUGAUAGAUUGCCCGAUAACAAGCAGUAUCCCGAGUACUAUCGCGAGAUUGCAGAUCCAAUUGCGCUGGAUAUAAUCAGACGAAAUAUCAAACGCAGAGACUAUCCCACGGUCGAGGCGUUCAUGGCCGACCUCGAGCUGAUGUUCAACAACGCAAAGCAAUUCAACGCGCCAAACUCACAAAUCUAUCGCGACACUGUCGCCUUACACAAGCUAGUCCUCAACAUCGCCGCCGAGGAGAUGAAAAAGCCCGACAGCGCGUACCAAGACCCUGAGAUAUCAGUGAAGAACGCGCGGAUCCCGGUCGAUAGCAUCGAGUAUCGCGGCGAUGUAUACCGCGUCGGAGACUGGGUGCACUUGAGCAAUCUGAACGAUCCCUCACGUCCGACGAUCGGCCAGAUUUUCAGAACCUGGCAAACGGCUGAUGGUCGCAAGUGGAUCAACGUGUGCUGGUACUACCGCCCAGAGCAGACCGUGCAUCGGUUUGACAAACUUUUCUACGAGAACGAGGUCGUCAAGUCUGGACAGUACCGAGAUCACCUGAUUGACGAGGUCAUCGACAAAUGCUUUGUCAUGUUCUCCACCAAAUACCAACGAGGACGGCCUAGUGGAAUCAGAGACCGGAUAAUCUACUGCUGCGAGAGUCGCUAUAACGAGAACGAAAAGACGUUCAAUAAGAUCCGGUCAUGGAAGGCCUGUAUUCCCGAUGAAAUCCGUGGGGUCGAGUACGAAAUGGAUCUAUUCGAUGCCCCGCGCGCUCUAAGGAGGGUACCGUCUCCUAUCAAACAUCUCCUUCCCCCGGACGCUAAAGAUGACGAUCCAAUUCCCGAACCAAAGAUGGGCGUUGAAAAUGCGCCGCCAAUUAUCGGAGCAGUAUACAAACGUCCUCCCGAUCCAAGCAUGCGAGAACCUUCUCCGACGCCGGAUCCGCCCACGCCCGCUCCUCCGGCUACUACCCACUCUUCAGCCACGAACUCGCCUCACAUCCGCAACAUGUCGCUACCCCCGCGCCAGUCAGUCGAGCGCGCGAUGAGCUCUGUAAACAAGACUCUUUCGCGUCCGGAUUACGCUAGAUUCAACUCGGGCGUGUCCUCCGGACCGGGAACGCCGACCCCGCCGGGUAUAAACUACAACGGCAUGUACCAACAACCAGGCAUGCCGCCGCAAUACAACCGCUCUCUACCCCAGGUUUACAACCCGCCUCCUCCUCCGUCAACAUUCACACUGCCAGACUACAUCACCGAUCGCAUCCCUCCCGACACUGCCGACCUCUACCAGAAGGACGAAAACGGGAAACUGCUCUGGUUCAGCGUGCCGCCUGUCGACUGCAUGAAAGUCUACGAGCUGCCGGACGCGAACGGGAAGGGAAUCAUCGGCCACUCGGUCGAGUUUCUGGCGAAGCGGAAGGAGAUUGCGGAGAAACGCAAGCGGCGGGAAGAGGAGCGGGCGGCGCUGUUUGGAAAGAAAGCAAGGACGUGACGAACGAGCUGUAUUUGUAUAACGUAUGUAGAGUAUUUUUUUGAUAAAUGAGAGAGAUGCUAGAGAGCAAUCACAGGUGGAAACGCGAGAAAGGGUGGAGAGCAGGGGAGCGCUGAGUCGACUGGACGACGCUGUAGCAAGUGUAAGAGGACGGGAUAUAAUGCACGCACCUGUAAAGAAGAUGCAGAAUGUCCACCCUAUAAUAUUUUUAAUAGUUCGAAUGAUUUAACUUGUUGUAGUUGCGUUAUCCUCAUUUUUAUAAUAGAUAUGGUUGAAAGCGC
Messenger RNA from Myxozyma melibiosi, 2467 nucleotides. RefSeq lists its product as uncharacterized. The transcript has 2 exons. Gene Ontology annotation, molecular function: protein binding; chromatin binding. NCBI's taxonomy places the organism in Eukaryota, Fungi, Ascomycota, Lipomycetes, Lipomycetales, Lipomycetaceae. Bases 219 to 2186 code for a protein of 655 amino acids. Gene Ontology annotation, biological process: chromatin remodeling; transcription elongation by RNA polymerase II. The record is from RefSeq and is a predicted model, not a curated record. Gene Ontology annotation, cellular component: RSC-type complex.